Molecule: messenger RNA, 1065 nt
Organism: Drosophila novamexicana
Lineage: Eukaryota; Metazoa; Arthropoda; Insecta; Diptera; Drosophilidae
Product: surfeit locus protein 4 homolog
Exons: 1
Coding region: 169-855 (228 amino acids)
Cellular component (GO): membrane
Source: RefSeq, a predicted model, not a curated record
ACUUUUUUCGUACCAUGUGUAACUAGCUCUCUUCCAAACAAAAAAAAAAAAAACAAACAACUCUUGAAAAGUUCCAAAAAGAAAACAACAACCUUUCGAUAUUUUGUGGUCCGUGCUAAAAUUUUACAAAACAAAAGAAGAAAAACUCAACUCAACUCUGAAGCGAAGAUGGAGCCGCUUCCCAUGGAAUUGAAGAGCGCUUUGGCCACACUGGCCAGAUUCUUUAUUAUCUGCAACUUUCUGGCCGAUUCGGUGCAUUUGCUGCACGACUGGGACCUGGAGCGGACCCUACUCAACCUGAACUGGCGCUGCGGCGAAGUCUAUGCCAAUCUCUAUCUAUCCUGCAUUGUCGCCGGCCAGCUGUUGGCCUGUUUCAUGGUAAUCUUCGACAGCAAUCGCCAGGUGGCCGCCGGCAUACUCAGCCUGUUGGCCAAUUUGCGUGUGGCCUCGAAUCCCAUGUUCUGGAACAUGGAAAUGUACGCCGAUGUCUUUGCCCUGGUCAUAGCCAUACUGUUGGCCACCAUACCGCCGCAUCGUCUGGUCCGCUGCGGCUUCCUGUUUGUGGCCUACUUGACAUACAAGAACCUGAACGAUGGCCUGCCCUGGCAGCUGCUGCACCGCUACGGUGUGAAGCUAUUGAUCAUCUUCGUGCUGAGCGGCUACCGUCUGAAGUGGUCCACGGCCAUGCUGCUCCUGCUGCUGGCCACGCAGAGCUUUCAGGCCUAUGCCUGGUGGGAGCUGCCCUAUUCGCUGACCAACAUGCCGAUCAUAUUCUACAAGCGCUUCCAAUUCUGGCAAAUGGUAUCCAUACUUGGCGGCGUCCUAAUGACCGCCGUUCACACCCAGGAGUUCUGAAAACGAUGCAGCAUAAAUUUCUUUAAGAAUGUUAACAGUAAACUCUAUGUUAUUCAUGUUAGAAGGUAAGAUGUUAAGAUGUUCUGUUAGUUUGUUUAACAUCCAGAGACCUGUAAGUUAUAUGUUAUAUGUUACAUGAUGUUAUGUUAAUGUAAGUUGAUUUAACAGCCAAAGAUAACAUUUAAUAAACCAACUGUUAAUCGCUAUUAA